Molecule: messenger RNA, 3080 nt
Organism: Lytechinus pictus (painted urchin)
Lineage: Eukaryota; Metazoa; Echinodermata; Echinoidea; Temnopleuroida; Toxopneustidae
Product: ankyrin repeat domain-containing protein 13C-B-like
Exons: 11
Coding region: 189-1502 (437 amino acids)
Biological process (GO): protein retention in ER lumen
Cellular component (GO): cytoplasm
Molecular function (GO): signaling receptor binding
Source: RefSeq, a predicted model, not a curated record
ACUCUGAAGUUUAUGCGCUUGCGCAAUGCUACGUAAAUAUCACAAAUGUUGACAUUGCGGAAUUCGGGGCCCGUCAUUUCAGAGUCUUGGACAUUUUUCAUUUUUCAGCUAUUUAUUAAUAUCUUGUCAUCCGCCAGAUAAUUUCUUCGUGUGUAUUCGCAGGAUAGUAUGAUUCCAUUGUAUCUAAAAUGACGACCAACCACUCUUUCCCGCUCCAUGAAUGUGUUUUUCAUGACGAUCUGAAACAACUUUCAGUUCUUCUUCGCUCGCACAAAUACGAUAUUGCACAGAAAGAUGUGCACGGAAACUCACCACUUCAUCUAUCUGUCAUACUGGGUCAUAAAGAUUGUAUGCACCUGUUAUUAGCCCACGGUGCACCCGUCAAAUCCAAAAAUGUCCAUGGAUGGAACCCAUUAGCAGAAGCCAUCAGUUAUGGAGACAGGAAUACAAUAUCCCUGUUGCUACGGAAACUGAAACAACAAUCGCGGGAGCUCCUGGAGCAGAGGAGGCCUCAACUCGUCCAGCUUCUAACGGAACUAGGUGACUUCUACAUGGAGCUUCAUUGGGAUUUUCAAAGCUGGGUUCCGUUAGUGUCAAGAAUUCUACCGUCGGACACCUGUAGGAUCUACAAGAAGGGCGCCCAGAUACGCUUAGAUACAACCCUUGUGGAUUUCUCAGAGAUGAAGUGGCAGAAGGGCGACCUGACCUUUCUUUUCGAUGGUACGGUGACCCCUGAAAGGUCGCUUGUCUUUCUUGACAACGAGAGUAAAGUCUACCAAAGAUUAUCCUAUGAGCAAUCGGAAGCAGAGCUGGAAGAAGAGGUCGAUAUCCUAAUGAGCAGCGACAUCGUGACGGUCAACCUAUCAACCAAACCGAUCACCUUCAAUAGAUCUCAGAGUGGAUGGCUGUUCAGGGAAGAUAAACGAGAGCUCGUUGGAAGCUUCUUUGCCAACUUCUACGAUGUCGGCGGGGUUGUUAUAGAAUCAAGAAAAAGAAGAGAACAUUUAUCAGACGAAGAUAUACAAAAGAACAAGGCAGCAGUAGAGAGUAUAAGUAAAGGAUCCCCGUCUUUAGAUUGCUUUCCAAGCCAAAGAAGACCUUCAUUACCUCCACCUCCUGGGUCAGUGCUUACAUGGGAGGAGUAUAUUCAUGCUGAUAGAGGAAGAGCCUUGACCGUGCUAGGAAGACCUCAGAUCAGUAAAGAAAUGAGAAAGAUGUUCAAAGCAACAGUUGCCAUGAGUGAAGACUUCCCGAUGGAGGUGACAGACUUACUAAACAUGCUUGAAGUGCUAACCUCAAUGAAACAUUUCAACAAGUUAAGAGACUUCGUCCAGAUGAAACUACCGCCAGGGUUUCCAAUUAAAAUAGAUGUUCCCGUCCUACCAACUAUAACGGCGCGCGUCACGUUCCAAGCCUUCCAAUUCAGAGACAACAUCAACCCUUCACGCUUUACCAUUCCAUCGGACUACAGAGAAAACACCAGUAGAUUUCGUGACCUUUAACCUUGACAUCAUAGCGAAUGACAUUAGGAGUUUCCUGGCAAGCUGAAUGGGGUGCUGCUUCAGGGGUGUCUGCUUUUCUAAAGUGUUUCUGACAUAGCACCAAGUUUGAGUCUUUCUUCCAGGGUUGGCACAAUAGAAUUGUUUGUUUUAAAACAUGUUUUAAAAUGCAUUUGGAAUUUAUUUGAAUCAUUUUUUAAACGAGAAUGAAAUUAGGAGUUUCCUGGCUAGCUGGAUGGGGUGCUACUUCAGGAAUGUUCACUUUCCUCAAGGUUUUCUGGCAUAGCAACAAGUUUAAGUCUUUCUUCUAAGAUUGGCUCAGUGUACAUGUUUGUUUCAAAACAUGUUUUAAAAUUUAUUUGGAAUGUAUUUAAAUCAUUUUUUAAACGAGAAUGAAAUUAGGAGUUUCCUGGCUAGCUGGAUGGGUACUUCUUCGGGGAUGUUCACUUUCCUCAAGGUUUUCUAACUAAGCAUCAAGUUUAAGUCUUUCUCCUAGGAUUGGCUCAACGUAAAUAUUUGUUUUGAUACAUGUUUUAAAAUGUGUUUGGAAUCGAUUUAAAUCAUUUUGAUAACAAUAAUGAAAUUAGUAGUUUCCUGGAAAGCUGAAUGGGGUGCUGCUUCAGGGAUGUUUGCUUUCCUCAAGAUUCUCUGACAUAGCACCAAGUUUGAAUCUUUCUUCCAGGAUUGGCUCACUAGGUAUUUUUGUUUUGAAAACUUUUUUUUUCUUUAAACAAGUGCACACCUAGUUACCAAUAAUGCACAUAGCAUUUCGAUUUAUUUGAAAGCAGGAUAAAAGAGUAAUGUAGAUUAAAUGCCUUGCUCACAGGCAUAGGUGCCGCGGCCGAGGAUCGAACCCCGGACUUUACAUGUAUAGCCAGGCGCCUUAGACCACUCGGCCACGGCACCUCCACAACAUGAAAACAUGCUUUAUAAUGCGUCUAUGAUGGAUUUAAAACCUUUUUUUUUAAGAAUUUAGAAUGAUUUAAAACACAAUAGACCCCCAAUUCUAUUUUUAGAAUUUGUUUUCUUUUUAAUCACAACCCUGUUUUCUCCUGUUAUCAGUGUCAUUGGAACCAUCACUCUCUUUAUGUUUUGUAAAGUUUCAAGAGUUCAUGUUGAGAUGAAGCAAGGAUCAAUCGUGUGAUUUAAAAUGUUCUCUCAUCAGGGAUGUAGUCCAGGCCGUUUUGUUUUUAUUUACGAGGCCGCAGGAGAAAAGUUUCUCCCAUAGACUUUGUGCACAUGAAUGGGGCUGAGACCAAGGCCGGCAAAAUGUGGCCGAAAGGCCGGCCUUGACUACAUCCCUGCAUAUUACCUCAUCUAGAUGGAAUGUAAGCUGUGUACCAAGAUCAUCCAAGUGGUCUGUACAGUUAGGUGAUCUUCAAGUUUAUUUAAUACAGGUUUUAAAGUGAAACCAUAUUCUAGGGUAAGACGAUGUAACUUACAGAACAAUGUACAUUAGGUUCAGGUACCCUGAAAAAAUCUUACCCUCAGAAGAGUGUAGUCUUUAUAGACUGGUUUUCUUUUAUUUCUGUACAUUUAUUAUGAAUGAGCCAACCAAAUUGAAGGAAAAUUGUCAGAUCC